AUGUCUACAGCUCAAGCCGCAAACAAGAAUCGCCCUUUCCCGCUGCAUCCGUUGUCGCAGAACCCGUUGGUUACACGCGAUGACUUCGCCGCAGCCUGCGCUUCAUUGUUAGACCCUCUGGAAGCAGGAUUCAGUCCAGAGAGAGCGUUGGUCAGAAUUGGAGGUUCUGGAACAAGAUUCGAUGAGACAGCAGCCCAGAUCGAAGGAUUCGCUCGUCCGUUAUGGGGUCUCGCACCACUUCUUGCUGGAGGAUCUUACAGCAAGUCGAAAUUAUGGGUCGACGGUAUGAUCGCUGGUACGGAUCCCGACAGCCCAGAGUUCUGGGGCAACAUGGAAGAUCUCGACCAGCGAAUGGUCGAAUCAUGCCCCAUCGGAUACACUCUUGCCAUUGCCAGCAAGGAUUUCUGGGAUCCCUUGACUGAUAAACAGAAGGAAAACGUUGCGAAUUGGCUGGGAAGCAUGAAUGACAAGGAGAUGCCAAACACAAACUGUGAUCUAGACUUGAGACUGACAACGACAGGCNUGUGGUUCAGAGUAUUCGCUAACCUUGGCUUGAAAGCCAAUGGAGCUCCUUUCUCACAAUCCCGCCUCGAGGCCGAUAUGGAUCAUCUAGACACUUUCCACCGCGGCGAGGGAUGGUCGAAUGAUGGCCCAGCAGGCUAUACCCAAAUGGAUUAUUACUCAGGUUCUUUCGCCAUUCAGUACCUUCAGCUACUUUACGCCAAGCUUGCAGGUGACUCUGAUCCAAAGCGAGCAGAAGAGUACCGCGACAGAGCGCGCAAGUAUGCUCUUGAUUUUGCGCAUUACAUGGAUCCCGAAGGUCAUGCUGUCCCGUUCGGAAGAAGUCUGACAUACCGAUUUGCAACUGUAGGCUUCUGGUCCGCUGUGGCUUUUGCUGAUCUUGAGCUGCCUGCUCCUCUCUCAUGGGGCGUAGUCAAAGGCAUGCUUCUGCGUAAUUUGCGCUGGUGGUCUCAGCAUCCAGACAUCUUCCAGCCAAACGGUAUGCUGAACAUUGGAUACACGUACCCGAACUACUACCUGGCCGAGAACUACAACUCUCCGGGCUCGCCGUACUGGUGCAUGUUGGCUUUUGCUGCUCUAGCAUUGCCGAAAGAGCAUCCGUUCUGGACAUCAAAGGAAGAGCCGCAUCCGUUCAAGUCCCAAGCUUCUGUGCUCCCAGAAAUUAAAGCCCUGAAGUAUCCACUACACAUCAUGGUGCAUAAAGCUGGGCACACUUUCUUGCUAUCGUCGGGCCAAAAGUGUCAUUACCCGCUGAAGUCUACCCAGGCCAAAUAUGGCCACUUCGCAUACAGCGCUUCCUUCGGCUACAGUGUGCCAACUGGUGGUUACACAAUUGAGCAAUAUGUCCCAGAAUCUGCUUUGGCUUUAAGCGAUGACGAAGGAGAGAUGUGGAAGAUGCGCCGUGACGUCGAGAACGCUGAGCUAAACACCAAAGACGGUUCGCUGUAUCUGUACUCGGAGAUGAGACCGUGGUCGGACGUGAAAGUUCGCACCUGGUUGCUUCCUCCUACCGAUGAAGCAGCUUCUUGGCACCUGCGUGUACACCACAUACAGUCGGGCAGACGCCUGCAAAGCUACGAAGGCGCUUUUGCUAUAAAGGGUACCGCCAAGAGUACUGGUCGCGCCCUGGGAGCUCUCUCUUCUUCCUCGGAGAACGAAGGCAAUGAGGCUGGACAAGCAUCUGCCUUGACAGUAUCAGAAGCUGGAGCUGUUGGCAUUGUUGAUUUACAAGCGCCUCGAUUCGGCAAGGUGCUCGAAGUCGAUGCGAACUCCAACUUGAUUGAAGCUCGCACAGUGCUUCCAUCUCUGGGUAUGGACAUUGAGCCUGGCAAAGAUGUAUACUUCGUGACAGCUGUUUUUGCCAUGCCAGCUUCAGAAGGAUGGACGGAUAGAUGGCGUCAGGCUUGGGAGAAGAAGCCAGUGCUUCCUAGUUGGGUAGGAGAAAUUAUCAGAUAG
Aureobasidium musti is the source of this 1977-nucleotide messenger RNA. Lineage: Eukaryota; Fungi; Ascomycota; Dothideomycetes; Dothideales; Saccotheciaceae. The record is from the annotation of a GenBank genome assembly.